AUCGGCGAGAUCCAACAUAUCUGCCUGACACAACCCACCUCGGAACAGCAGGAACAGAAACCCAAGGGAUUGAUGGACGGAUUACUUUGCCUUCAAGAAGAGAGUAAGUCCUUGUCACCCAUGUACAUACGAUGGAGUAUGUACAACUUUCAUGCCCGUUAACUGUAACCCAUCCGUGGUACAACUGGGUUUCGAAAUUCAAUCGACGGAAACUGAUUGUCUCUGACACGAAAGCAUCCAAGGAAGGAAACUUUUGAAUUUUCGAAAUAUCGAUCGACGACGCUAAUCCGUUCCGUCGCGGGGUCUGACGUGGCGAACCGUGAUCGGAGCGCCUUCGACGAACGGUCGGUUUAAUCGUGCCGGGCUGCGUUAUCGACCGGAAGUAAAUUUGGGUAGAGUGCGAGAAUCUCAGCCGGUCCGCCGGCCCGUUCGGCCUCCGGCGAGGUCGUGGACGGAGCGCCUCCCAUUGGUGGCGCCGAUUCGGGGCCGAGAGUCACACUCGCCUAGAGGUCAAUCCAACAUGCCGUUGAAACGAGCGCGGAAGAAGCCGAGCAUGAGGCGGGGAGACUUUUGCCGAAGACAAUCGUACACGCUCCACCACAAGGGAGGGAGCUAACGUAGAGAGGGAUCGCGUAAGGCGCGGGCUCCUCUGCGUCGUACCGAGUCAGUUCGAGAAACCAAGGGAACGAGGAGGAGGAGGAGGAGGAAAAGGCAGAUGAGGCAGAGAGUGUUGUCAGGCGGGGGCUAGACUCGUGCAAGGCGGAGUUCGAUUUGGAGGGAGCGAUCGUCCGAGGCCCAAGGAAGAAUUGCACGCGAAAGAAAAUGUAGAGCGGACGGUGGACGGCGGAGAGUCGACGGCCUGGGGAUCGUCGGGGAUGGGAUCCUUUCCUCCCGGCAUGUGGGAAACUCGGUACUGUACAAGGCCGGCGAAGGAAUCGAGAAACAAAGAAUGUGGGCAGGCGGGGAGUCUCCUCACCCGAGUCACCACCUCCUCGUUGCGUGCCUCGGACAUGUCUCUCCCUCUUCAUGCUAGCGAUCAUUCCUUGCAAACCAACAGGUCCGUGAUUGAAGGCAGUUUGCAUGUAGAUUUGUGAAUCGGGUCGUUGUAGUGGUCGAAAAUCGAAUCGAGUCCAGUCCAAUCAGGGCGAGAGGAAGCGUGAAGGGGGGUUUUGGCUCGGGCCUGACCAAACGAAUAAAUUACAUGCGAAGGGAGGAGGAUGUGAUGAUGAUACGUGCAAACUAGAAAAGAGGAGGACGAAAGUUGCUCCCAACGAUUCAAUAAAUAAAAUGCCAGGAGCAUCAUGGCUUGGGCUCCCCCCGCCCCGUCCCCCUCCUGCGUGCGUCGAGGCGGAUAUCGUGGGAUGAAGUCCGACGAAUGACGGCCGGCAAACCUCGCCACUUUCUAGAUGUCUGCGCUCCUGCUCCUGCUACUACUACUACUCACUCGCCUCGCCUCGCCUCCCCUGCCCUGCCAUCCUUGGAUCUAAAGCAGUCAGUUCAGUCCUUCGUGCUUAUCCCCGCGCCUCCUCUCCCCCACUCACCCCCCGACAUGAACCCUACCCCUCGUCUCCUGAGCACUUCACCUCCUGUCGCCUCCCGCUCCUCUGCACGCGCUGCCCUGACCGCGAACGAAGGCGUUCGAAGGAUGACACUCAGACAGACGCAACUGUGAUUUAGCUGUCUGGAAACUUGCAGGGGACAGAUUAACUACGUUCCUAAUCGUGCCGCAUUCAAACUCCAGGUUCCAGGCUUGGAUUUAGAAAUGAUCGUUGCGACUAUACGGGGGAGUAGGACAGGCCCAUCGUUAUCCGGAAGGUAAGCAGGACCGGAAACGUUCACACCGCGGAGACGAACCGGGAAGGGGACAUUUAUUCUGGGAGUACUUGUAGCAAGGGUAGAGGGGACCCAACGGCCGCAGCCGGGUUUACAGCUAAUGGGAGCCAU
This is a messenger RNA of Marchantia polymorpha subsp. ruderalis, 1944 nucleotides long. The record is from the annotation of a GenBank genome assembly. NCBI's taxonomy places the organism in Eukaryota, Viridiplantae, Streptophyta, Marchantiopsida, Marchantiales, Marchantiaceae.